GCUUUUAAACAUUGUGGAGUUGAUACUUGAUGAUAGAGUGUCCUUUGGGGACGGUCCAAAUCCUUUUCAACUCCACUCUCGCCUUUUCUCUCUUCUUUGGCCAACCGACACGACAUCAUUUAUUGUCCCCGCCCCCACAACCAAACCACCGCACUUCAACUGCCCAACCACCAUUACCACCCAUCAGCUCCGAGAAAAAUGGACCCGCAGUUCACCGGAAAGCCACUGGCAGGAUUGGACAUCGAGCAGAUGCCGGAGACCCCCCACCGAGGCUCCCACCACCGCCGGGCCCACUCCGACACCUCCUUCCGCUUGCCAAACUUGGAUGACCUCCUCCUCUUCGACCCCUCUGAUCUCGACCUCACCUCCCUCCCCUCCCCUUCACCCACUGCCGGUGGAGCUCCCAUGCCCGUCGAUUCCUCCUCCAAGUCCUCCGACGAGUCCAACAAGCCCAGGCCCUCUUCCAAGCCCUCCGCCGGGCCCAUCGGCCACCACUUCCGGAGCCUAUCCGUGGACUCCGACUUCUUCGAUGGCCUUGGUCUCGGCGACGAGAAAGUGGUGGUGGGGGAGAAGAGGGUGCACCAUCACAGGCACAGCAACUCGAUGGAUGGGUCUUUUGAGGCCGACUCGGCCAUGGCGAUUAUGGACGGUGUGAAGACGGCCAUGGGGCCUGAUAGACUCGCUGAGCUUUCUCUGAUUGAUCCCAAAAGAGCUAAAAGGAUUCUAGCUAAUAGGCAAUCCGCCGCUCGCUCAAAGGAAAGGAAGCUACGUUAUACUAGUGAGCUGGAGAGGAAGGUACAGACGCUGCAGUCGGAAGCAACCACCCUCUCUGCGCAGGUCACUUUGCUACAGAGAGACACUACUGGUUUGACUGCUGAGAAUAAGGAACUCAAACUGCGAUUACAAGCUAUGGAGGAACAAUCACAUCUUAGAGAUGCUCUGAAUGAAGCAUUGAGGGAAGAAGUGCAGAGGUUGAAGAUAGCAGCAGGCCAACUUUCGGCUGCAAGCAGCAACCCUUUCAACAGAGGGUUACCCCCUCAAUAUUCCUCCCAGCAGCCAGCCUUGCAUCACUUUGGUAGCCCUCCGACCCAGCAACAGCUUCAUGUGAUGCAAUCAUCUCCCAGUAACCAGACUUCAAAUGGGCAGCCUCACCCUAGCUUUAUGGACUUUAACCAAGGGAGCUAGUAACAUCACAGGUUUAGCAUUAAGUUGAUGCGUAGGGUUAUCCAUCCCUAGUAGCAUCAUGUACAUGUUUGUAUGUGUAUAUAUAUAUAUAUAUACGUAUGUGUGUGUGUGGUGCCGUUAGAAAUUGUGAAAGGGUGUUGCUUGGAUUAGUCCCUUGUAUCAGUUUGGAAUAGUGUUGUGGUUCUUCUACAGUUCUACUCUUAGGAUAGGAUUAACUUAACAUAUGCUAUAGAGUAACUCCUCUUAGAAAAACCAAUGGUUGGAUGAACACUGUUACGUUGUUCUUUUGGAACAAGGAGCUUAUGGUAUAGAACCAUGAAACUUGUAAGGUUAA
This is a messenger RNA of Carya illinoinensis, 1519 nucleotides long. Its product is annotated as transcription factor VIP1-like. Gene Ontology annotation, molecular function: DNA-binding transcription factor activity. Bases 199 to 1185 code for a protein of 328 amino acids. Gene Ontology annotation, biological process: regulation of DNA-templated transcription. Gene Ontology annotation, cellular component: nucleus. The transcript has 4 exons. The record is from RefSeq and is a predicted model, not a curated record. Lineage: Eukaryota; Viridiplantae; Streptophyta; Magnoliopsida; Fagales; Juglandaceae.